Messenger RNA from Populus trichocarpa (black cottonwood), 1670 nucleotides. RefSeq names its product splicing factor U2af small subunit B. Bases 161 to 979 code for a protein of 272 amino acids. The record is from RefSeq and is a predicted model, not a curated record. Lineage: Eukaryota; Viridiplantae; Streptophyta; Magnoliopsida; Malpighiales; Salicaceae. The transcript is spliced from 4 exons. Gene Ontology annotation, biological process: mRNA splicing, via spliceosome. Gene Ontology annotation, cellular component: spliceosomal complex; U2AF complex. Gene Ontology annotation, molecular function: pre-mRNA 3'-splice site binding; metal ion binding.
UGGCAUUGGUACGGCCACUCCUCUCUCUUAGAGACAGAGGGACUGCUAGAGAGAGAGAGUUCUGUGUCUAAAUUCCCUAAAUUUCUAAAAUUAGGUUUCUUUCAUGAACGAGAGCUUUCUCAAACAGAACCCCAAAUAAAUCCCAUUAUCAAACAAAACCAUGGCGGAGCACUUAGCUUCAAUCUUCGGUACCGAGAAAGACCGAGUUAAUUGCCCUUUCUACUUCAAGAUUGGCGCAUGCCGUCACGGCGAUCGCUGCUCUCGCCUCCACAAUCGCCCCACCAUCUCUCCCACUCUCUUAUUAUCCAACACGUACCACCGCCCUGACAUGAUUACUCCCGGUGUCGAUGCUCAAGGCCAGCCACUCGACCCACACAAGAUCCAGGAGCAUUUCGAAGAUUUUUAUGAGGAUAUUUUUGAAGAACUAAGCAAAUUUGGUGAGAUCGAGAACCUUAAUGUUUGUGAUAACCUCGCCGAUCACAUGAUCGGUAACGUUUAUGUUCAGUUCAAGGAGGAGGACCAAGCUGCUGCCGCUUUGCAAUCUCUUCAGGGACGAUUUUACUCUGGUCGUCCUAUUAUCGCCGAUUUCUCUCCAGUCACUGAUUUUCGUGAAGCUACCUGCAGACAGUACGAGGAGAAUAACUGCAAUCGUGGUGGUUAUUGUAAUUUUAUGCAUGUGAAGCUGAUUGGGAAGGAUUUGCGGAGAAAGUUGUUUGGAAGAUAUCGGGGAUACAGGGUUAGUAGGAGUCGGAGUAGGAGUGUGAGUCCGAGGAGGAGGGAUAGAGAUUAUGAUAGGCGUGAGAGGGAUUACAGAGACAGAGACCGUGAUUAUCGUGGAAAUGGGAGGAGGAAUGACAGAGACGGAGGGAGGAAAAGACACGGGAGUCCGAGGAGGAGCAGGAGCCCGGUCAGGGAAGGCAGCGAGGAAAGAAGGGCCAGGAUUGAGCAGUGGAAUAGAGAGAGGGAGGAGAAGCAGUGAUUUGAAGAGGGAGAAAGUUGUCUUGGCUGGUCUAGGAGUGGAGAUGUAUGUUGGCAUUUUUCUCUUAUUGCAGCUUGUAGGUGUAGGGAUUGAUCCUGCCAGCAGAUACAUCAUAUAGGCAGGGUGACCUGGGCCCAAAAGUUGUGCUCUAUACGAGUUAGGGUCAGUUCUGGGAUCUCUGAAUUGGGCCAGUUGAACACGAAGUUGGUCAGAAAAAGGGCACGGUGUUCAUGUCCAGUUAGAUGACUGUGGUCAGUAGGAAGAAGUCCAUGCACCAAAUGAAAUGGGUCCUGGAACUUGAUUGUUAUUGAUUUUGAAAUAGGGAAAGGUUGUGAUUGUGGGUCCUGGAACUUGAUGGUGCAGAAGAGGCGAACCAGGAUCAUAAGAGCUCCUGCUGAUUUGCUAGAAUGGUGCGUGAACAGUGAGGGGAGCUUGAUUAUUCUGAAUGAAAAGAAAAGAAAAGAAAAGAACCCUUGACCCUAGGUUGCCUGCCUUGCAAAUGCUGUAGUGGUGUUGCAGUGGCGAAAUAGUAUCCAUCUUAACAUUUCCUAAGGUUUCCAGUGGCGAACUGCUUCCCUGUGAACUUUGAUGGUAAGGUGACCAAUAAACUUUGGGAUAAUUACAUGUUUGAUUUUUUCUUCGCGUCCUCAACUUUAAUAAUUUUUAUAAUACUAGGUUUGCAAUUUAACAA